This is a messenger RNA of Guillardia theta CCMP2712, 2841 nucleotides long. RefSeq lists its product as hypothetical. The record is from RefSeq and is a predicted model, not a curated record. The transcript is spliced from 10 exons. NCBI's taxonomy places the organism in Eukaryota, Cryptophyceae, Pyrenomonadales, Geminigeraceae. Gene Ontology annotation, molecular function: U4 snRNA binding; U6 snRNA binding; protein binding. Gene Ontology annotation, cellular component: U4/U6 x U5 tri-snRNP complex. Bases 1 to 2841 code for a protein of 946 amino acids. Gene Ontology annotation, biological process: mRNA splicing, via spliceosome.
AUGAAAUAUCCGAGAUCGCCGUCAGAUCUUUCAUGCAUGUGCCCACACAACGUGCACGAUGCUGUUUGUGUCGUCGACCAGCACAAAGAUACCAGCAACCUCUCCAUCUUCCGAACCUCCGAGAGGGAGAAGUCCAAAGUUCAGGUGGAAUGUCAGGCAACAGCGCGGGAGACUUCGAGCGCGCUCAGCAGCAUCGAGCACUUGCAGACGGUGGAACUGCGCGGGAAGAGAGCGUCGAUCGCUGCAUGGAGAGAUGACAUGUUGGCUGUUGGCUACUUCUCAGGGUCGAUCGAGAUCAUGUCGAUAGACCCUCGUCGCUGGAAGAAGGACAGAGGGGCGGACAAGAUCGAUUUCAGCUCAACACACCAGAUAUCUGCGACAGAUGACGGACGAGGUCCCGGCAGGAUCCACCAGCUCAGUCUGGGGAGGGUCAAGUCAGACUGGUUCCUGACGUCUGUUGCACAAGGCGGGCUCAAGACUUGGAAUCUCACCAACCCGAAGGACCCGAUAGGGCUCUGCCGCAUCCCAGACUUUCACAUACGGUGCUGUGAGGUGAAGAUGAGGGAGGAGCGGAUCUUGGUGGGGGGGGCCAAGGGAAGGAUGUCAAUCGUCGACACGAGGUUGAUGAGGUCAGAGGAGACCCUGGAACGAGUGCCCAGCAGCCUUGCCUUCGACCUCAUGAACGCGCACUCCUCCUCGGUCAACUGUAUUCAGCAAUCGCCGCUCGACGACAACCUGAUGGCCACAGGAGGAGGCGACGGAGUCGUCAAGGUUUGGGAUCUCCGCAUGCUUCGUGCCCCGGCCUUCCACCUAGCCUGGCACACCAGCUCCGUCACCUCCAUCUCCUGGUCGAAGAGCCACGGGGAGAUGCUGGCGAGCGGAGGGGAGGACGGGAGCGUGAGGCUGUGGAGCCUCAACCUUCCUCCUCACUGCCGCCUCUGCGCCCUCGACAGCAAGCUCCUGUCCUCGGAGAUCGUCGGCUGUCACCUCUCCAACGUCAGCCCCUUCGAGGUGAUGUUCGCCGCUGCUGAGGGUCAGCUCGGCAUCGCGCGGCCACCGCCCCGCCUCAUGUCCUCGCUGUCGCCCAAGAAGGCCAUGGUGAGGACGAUGACGGGGAGAAUGAAGAACCCAUCCUCGGUCCUCGAGAGCUUCGACAAGCUGGAGGACGAGCUGGGAAAGCUCUGCUCGAAGGUGUACCAGAGGGACUUCGAGGCAGCUGGGGGGCAGGUGGACGCGAUGAUCGAGCGCAUGGCUCCUCUCAGGGAGUACGACCUCUUCGUCGAGCUCCUGCGCGAAGUUCUGCCCGAGCAUGUUUCCCAGCAGUACUUCUCCUCCAUGAUGGCGGUGCUGCGCCAGUUCUUCUCCCGCAAAGACUCCGACCCCAACAAGCCUCUCUGCGCUGACCUGCUCGAGCGCCUGUCCAAGAGCAUCGCCAGCAGGGAGAACUUCCUGUUUGAGGAGGAGGAGCUGGAGAAGGAGCAGGAGGAGGGCAGGGCGGGGGGAGGAGGAAGGGGGACGAGCUACAGCUUCGAAAAGGACCUGAUCCCCAAGAAAAUCUUCCCCAAGAUCGGCAGCCCGAUGCCUAUCGCCCUCUCCUCGAAGCUGUGCAGGCUGCUCCUGGAGUACCGAGCUCUUGCUCUGUGCGAGCACCAGCACGGGGAACUUCUCUCGCGCACCUGCCUGCUCAUUGCCGGGCAUUUCGCUCUCGUUGUGCAGCAGGUGAGCGACUGGUCUCAGAAAGGCAGCGGGAGGAGCAGGAAGGUCGACAGUGCGUGGGAGGAGGAGGGGAAGUGGCUGGAUCCGAUUGUUCGCUGCCUGUAUGCUCAUGACAAAGUGCGAACGUUCGAGCUCAUCCGAGAUCUCCUCCUCCUCCUCCUCUUCGGGGGGCUCAAGAAGGUCCCUAGGGGCCUGCGAGGAGCCAUGCUGCAGGCCUUGCGACCGAGCGUGAUGGAGGGCCGAGAGUUCAGGACAAGACUUCGCAGCUUCGAGGACGGGGAGAAGAUCGAAGCUUGUUCGGUGGGCCCCUCCGAUCCCUUCGUCGCUUCUGAGGACGAGACCAGCGUGCAGAUGGUGGAGCAGGAGGAGGAGGAGGAGGAGGAGAGCAAAGUGUUCCUGGUCUCCUCCGUGCUGGAGGACAUCCUGGCGCUGGCGAGGCUGGAGCGCCUCUGGGAGGAGGAGCGACUUGCAGACGCUGUGAACGAUGUCUCGAGGAUCAGCAUGCGCGCUGAUUCCGUGUGGUGGAUCACCGAAAAGCAGGCGGCAGAGAUCGUGGGUUGCGUGCCAGCGUUCCACGGGGGCAACCUGAGCGCUGUUGUGCUCUGGAGGAGGAUGGAGAGCCUUGCUGUGCUGGGGGAGGUGCAGGAGCUGGUGGUGGAAGGGAGCGCAAUCCUGAUGAGCCGGCAUUGCAGCAGCUCCUUCAAGCAGGCGGUAGGCGAGGAGCUCCUGGUCAGGAUCGGAUGCUCCGUGCUGAGGAGGAAGGUGAUUGAAUGGACUUCUGUGAACAUGGAGAGGCCAUGGGAGUACCACAAGGUUCAGGACGGAGUUCUGACAUGUGCCGGUGCCGCGACCUGCGCACACUGGCGGGUUCUCCCUCUACCUCUGGCGCAGGAGCUUGAGGAGGGGAUAGAGAAGCUCUCGGUCUCGCUCACAAACGCCAUGCAGCUUCUGACUAUGAGGGGAAAGGACGCCAAGUACACCAAGGAAGCGUCGAGCUUCUGCGUUCAGCUGAGGAAGUCGAUUGCUGGGAUGCAGUCGUCUUGCAACCACUCGGUCUGCGGUCGGUCGGCAGGGAACAAGGAGAGGUUGAAGGUGCUCAUGGCAGCGAUCGAGAAGUUUACUUGA